ACAUUCUCGACGAAAUCUGUGGAUCAACAUUGAGAUCUUUUAUAUUUUUUCCAAGUCUUACGCUAUUUUUUUUUUUUGCAAAAAUUACACUACACUACAUUUGAGAUCCAUAAAACGAAUCAUAAUUGGUUAAUUCAUUUGAAAUUUUAUAUAAUUGUAAAAAGAAAGUUAGAACAAAGAUUUGGAAAAUCAUAUACAAAAUUAAUAUAAAAUUCGUAGAUAUAAUCAAAUAUGGAGAAAUUUGAACAACAAAUUUAAGAUUUGAAAAGAUUAUAUAUUAUUUGAAAAGUUGUUUAUGACAAAUUUCUCAACCAAAGAUCUAAAACUUUACCUAUUUAAUUAGCACGUGAGUUGUAUAUAUAUAUUAUAUAAAUGCCACGUGUGUAAAAAAUUAAAAUAAGUUGUGGGACCCAUUGGAGUUGGUAGAUUCCAUUGGACCACGUAAGCACGCGUUCAAAGGACAAUAUAGUCUUUUAGGUAUUUUUGUUUAAGGGUAUUUCCGUCACUCGAAUUUUUAACAACUACCCUCACGGCUCACACCUCACCUCACCAGACCAUACCAGCUAAAUCUCGCCGUAUUCAUAAUUAUAUAUAUAACGUAACCCAACUUCUUCUCCCAUUCUGUUUCUUCAAUUCUUCCCAAUUUUCCCUUAACAAUUCAUUCUUUGUUUUCCUUUUUCUUUUCUCUUCUCUUCUCUUCAAUUCUCUCAGGAUUCAGGAUUCAACUGUUUUCUACAACAUGGCAUCUGCAAAUGGGAUAGGAAGUAUUCAAGGAAAACAGCCUUUAUUUUCUUUCGGUGUUAUCUCUGAUGUUCAAUAUGCUGAUAUUCCUGAUGGUCGCUCGUUCCUCGGCACUCCUCGUUAUUAUCGACAUAGUAUUCUUGUGCUGAAAAGGGCAGUUCAAAGCUGGAACAACCACCAAAAGCUUAAAUUUGUCCUUAACUUCGGAGAUAUUGUUGAUGGAUUUUGCCCCAAGGACCAAUCGUUCAGCACUAUUAAGAAAGUAGUUAGUGAAUUUGAUAAUUUUAAUGGACGGGUAUAUCAUAUGAUUGGAAACCACUGCCUUUACAAUCUUCCUCGCAAAGAAUUACUUCCAUUAUUGAAGAUUCCAAAUCAUGAUGAAGGUCAUGCUUAUUACGACUUCUCACCUACUCCAAAUUUCAGAUUCGUCGUACUUGAUGGUUACGAUAUAAGUGCUAUUGGCUGGCCUCGGGACCAUCCAAAAUCAGUGGAGGCCCUUAAAAUCUUGUCUCAGAGAAACCCAAAUGCAGAUAAAAACAGCCCAUCAGGAUUGGUUGGCUUAGGAAGAAGAUACCUUAUGUUCAAUGGAGGAGUUGGUAAAGAACAAUUGAAAUGGUUAGAUGGUAUACUUAAGGAAGCAACACAUUUGAAACAAAAAGUGAUUGUUUGUUGUCAUCUGCCCCUUGAUCCUGGGGCAACAUCUUUUGCAGCACUUUUAUGGAACUACGAUGAAGUAAUGGACCUGAUACACAAAUACAAUUGUGUCAAAGUUUGCCUGGCUGGACAUGAUCAUAAAGGUGGAUAUGCAAUUGAUUCCCAUGGAAUACAUCAUAGGGUUCUUGAAGCUGCCCUCGAGUGCCCCCCUGGCACCAACGCAUUUGGAUAUGUCGAUGUGUACAAUGAUGGUUUAUAUCUUACUGCUACUGACCGGAUGAGCAGCUCUAAAAUGCUUUUCGAUUCGGAUCAAACUUGUGACCAUGAGAAUGGCUGCACUACAGACCCUAUAACUUCUACGUAACAACUCAUUUCUGAUGUAUAUACUUCAUGAUCAUAAAGUAUAUAACAAUUCGAAAAAGGAAAAUUUCGAAAGUUUUAAGUUAGAUUCCCUUGAAGAGAUGACUGAGGAGCCAUUGACAAAUGGUUUCGUAAUUUUUUAUGUCACUAGCAACUACCCCCUUUACAAGGGUUAGUAGUUAUGAUCACAUCCUAAUUGUUGGAACUUGCAUUUAAAUUUGAAUUUUUUUUUCAAA
Molecule: messenger RNA, 1991 nt
Organism: Cucumis sativus (cucumber)
Lineage: Eukaryota; Viridiplantae; Streptophyta; Magnoliopsida; Cucurbitales; Cucurbitaceae
Product: manganese-dependent ADP-ribose/CDP-alcohol diphosphatase
Exons: 2
Coding region: 740-1759 (339 amino acids)
Molecular function (GO): CDP-glycerol diphosphatase activity; manganese ion binding; 2',3'-cyclic-nucleotide 2'-phosphodiesterase activity
Source: RefSeq, a predicted model, not a curated record